ACGAACUUGUUUAGUGUCUGUCUGACCUGUUUGUCUGUGUGUGUACCUGUGUGUCCUCUACUUUACGUGUACACGAAACACACAUUGACACACACACGUACAUACACUUGCACAUGCACACACUAAACAAACGGACGAAGGCGACCAGGAUCUCGGCGCUUGUCUUAUGCCAUCCUUCCAUCCCGUUUGCUUGCCCAUCUCCAAACUCCCACCAUUUUUUCUGUCGUCUGUCAAGUCAAGGGUCUCCAGUCCCUUGCCGUUCUGUCCCACCUGAAAUACACAUGCAGACAUAAAAAAAAAGAAAAAAGAAAAGUCACCACAUGUUCAUGUGUACCAUCCUCAGAACCCAUCUUUAUUAUCUGUUUUGGGCCUGACUGGAUAACACCACACCCAUGAAGUAAAAGCGUUUGAUGUUGGUGCAGCGUGAAAGCAGUUUGUUCAUUAAUUCAGCAGACCUCUAUGAGACGAAACAAGGCUCGACUUCUUAUUUACUGGUGCAGUCAUUUACUCCGAGACACAGAAAUCUGCUUUGUUAUAAUUAUUUUGUAAUCACUCACAAUAAAUUAAGCACACUUGGGAAUGUUCAUGGUUGAACCGAUUUCCAUGUUUACGUCGUAACGUCCCAUUUGGAAUAAUGGAAAUAGGGAUGUCAAAAUCAUAUGGUACGUGCUAAUCGGACUUUCUGUUAGCACUAACCCUCAGUGAUUUAGAUGCUUAAGGUGGUUAAACAUCAGGUUUGUCUCUGCUUGGCGUGUUUUUCUUUAAAAUAGCAAGAAUCUAUCAAAAAUCUCGAGUAGGAAACAUCGUCAGAAUUUACAUGUUAACAUUAGACUUAUUUCCUGAUAUCAUCACCUCCCCUUUGGAAAUGAUUUGAAGUUCAUCACUGCCCACUGGAUUUUUAUUUUACACCUUCCUCCUUCCUUUUUUCACUGGCUUUAUUUUUUUUCCCCUGGACCACAUCGUAGAUCCUUAUUUAUCGAGUGUUUAAUUUUCAUGUGUCACUCUUUCGUCUUUAUUUUCUCUCACUCCUACAUCUCGGCCAGUCUACCACCUGAGGGACGAACAUCUCGCACAUCUCUGGCCUCGUCAAUUUCGGUCUCUCUUUCUCACCCUCACUCCUCGCACCAUCUCUUUCGUUCUUUCGCUCACAGCUGAACCCCCCCACACACACUCCACCGUCCCCUCCCCUUCCCCUUCCCCAACCCCUCAGCCACCAGAAAUCAGCUGACACGCCAAAGCGCUGCACUCCCAGAUGGCACAGGAACAAACCCAUUAGAGAAUUAAAGGCAGCUUUCUGACUCAUUCACAAAUUCACUCAGUUGGAGAUCUCCAAGAACUUCUAUCCUUUCAAAAACUUUUAUGUUGUGUUGGUUUUACCGUGAACAUUAGUAAGUCGAUGUAACAUCUCAGCACAAGCCUGAGAAAACACACUCUAUAAUUUCUUGAAAUUAAUAAAACAGGGAGGGAAAAUAUAUCUAUCUCUAAAUGAUAGUCUUCAAAAUGGCACCUUAACGAAUUAUACUUCAAAUUCCAGGCAAAAAAAAAGAAAGAAAAGUGAAUUAUCCCUAUAGAGAGAAUGAUAAAAUUGUGAAGAUCCCUCCCUUUCAUCCAUUUCUUGCUUGUACGCCCACAUUUCUGUCCAUUUUCUGGUUUGCAAUUCGUUUUUUUUGCCAUUUUGGGCAUGUUCAAGCAUUACAAUCCAGUUGGAUUUACCCAAACAAGAUUCUCAUAUAGUCUAUCAUUGCAGCUCCUCCUUCCUACUUCACACUUUUCUUGAAUUUCAAGGACAUCGUUGGAAAGCCUAUGAUUUGGCUCUAUGGACAUGUCAGUGGAGAUCCUCUUGUGUUUCUUGUAUUUUCUCUGUCCCAUUUGUCCAUCAUCCAGAUAUCAGUGAGACACUGCAGAAAAGGUUGCAAUGUGAUGCAAUAAGAAGGCAGUGGAGGAUGCAGGUGGGGAUCUUCAAAGAGAUCUGACCGACAGCUCGAGACCUACACCGGUGAAGAUCUAAAUAUAUAUAUCUCUUCUUCUUCUUCAAAAAUAGUAUCUUUUAAGAUACAAAGAAAGAAGCCAAAAGGACAAAACUCACUGCAAACUUUCAUUUCUCGGCUCACUAGUAUCACCCCCCCCCACUUUUUCUCAAGAAGACGAUGCCACCAGAGACAUAAGCUCAGGAGUGCUAUCCAGGGCAUUUAGAUGCAUUUUUUGUAUGUGUAUUUUUACUAAACAAGACAGACAUUUGUAAUUCAGUAUUUUAUUUAUUGAUCUAGUUUAUGUGUUAGGCAGAGCAGUUAUUUUCCUGAUUGAUCAUUGGACUGGAUCUACAGUAAAGCCAAACCAAUCCAGGGUCCAUCCAGAACCUAUUUUUUUUUUUUUUUUUUUUUUUUUUUUUUUACACCAAUCCUUCCUUCCUUCCUGUGGUCCCCCUUGUGCUGCUUUAUCCAUUUGUCAUCCCUCCAUCUGAGGCUAUGAGAGGAAGAGAGGAGACCCAGCUCAAACCAUCAUGCCAGAGUUGAGCAGAGAGGAUGGCAGUUGGGCUGGCAAUGUUCAAGGGACUGCGUCUUCACUUCACUGCCAUGCUUGUCAGCCUCGGCCUCUUUCCCUCCUUCCGCCGUACCCUCUCCUCGCCCUCCGUCCUCCCUUCACCUUCCAGACUCUCUCUUCUGUCUUUUGUGCUUCUCCUGUCGCUGCUCCUCUUCCCAGCUUGCGAGUCGCGACGGGGCGGUGGAGGCAUGGCUGGGGGCGUGGCCACUGGCAACAUCAUUGGGCCUCCCCAUUACUCUCCACCAAAUCCGGUGGCAUCAGUGCCCAAGUUGGCUCAGGGCCUUAGCAUUGCCGUAGUGCUUGUGGGCAACUCGAGUGAGGUGGCGCUGGCUGAGGGCCUGGAAAAGGAGGACUUCCUGCAUGUACCGCUGGCACCCAAGCUCGACCUGGUCACCAUGAAUGAAACUGACCCAAAGAGCAUCAUCACGCGCAUAUGUGCGCUCAUGUCCCGCCACUGGCUCCAGGGCGUCGUGUUUGGAGAUGACACUGACCAUGAGGCCAUCGCCCAGAUCCUCGACUUCAUCUCAGCGCAGACCCACAUCCCCAUCCUGGGCAUCCGUGGAGGCUCCUCCAUGAUCAUGGCUGCCAAGGACGACAACUCCAUGUUCUUCCAGUUCGGGCCGUCUAUAGAGCAGCAGGCUUCCGUCAUGCUCAACAUCAUGGAGGAGUACGACUGGUACAUCUUCUCCAUCGUCACUACCUACUACCCCGGGUAUCAGGACUUCGUCAACAGGAUCCGGAGUACCAUAGAGAAUAGCUUUGUGGGCUGGGAGCUGGAGGAGGUGUUGCUGCUCGAUAUGUCAGUGGACGAUGGCGACUCGAAGAUUCAGAACCAGAUGAAGAAGCUCCAGAGCCCUGUUAUACUGCUCUACUGCACUAAAGAAGAAGCCACCACCAUUUUUGAGGUGGCGCAUUCUGUCGGCCUCACUGGAUACGGUUACACCUGGAUCGUACCAGCGCUGGUCGCGGGGGACGCCGACAACGUGCCCAAUGUCUUUCCUACAGGUCUGAUCUCGGUGUCUUAUGAUGAGUGGGACUAUGGACUGGAGGCGCGUGUGCGUGAUGCUGUGGCAAUCAUCGCCAUGGCAACCUCCACCAUGAUGCUGGACAGAGGUCCCCACACACUGUUGAAGUCAGGUUGCCACGGUGCGCCUGAAAAGAAAGGCCCGAAGGGGGGGAAUCCCAACGAAGUUCUGAGAUACCUCAUGAACGUGACAUUUGAGGGGCGCAAUCUCUCCUUCAGCGAGGAUGGCUACCAAAUGCACCCCAAGCUGGUUAUUAUUUUGCUGGAUAAGCAGAGACAGUGGGACAGGGUGGGUAAGUGGGAGAAUGGCUCACUGACCAUGAAGUACCACGUGUGGCCACGCUUUGAGCUCUAUUCAGACGCAGAAGAAAGGGAUGAUGACCACCUGUCUAUCGUCACACUGGAGGAGGCCCCGUUUGUCAUCGUGGAGGAUGUAGACCCCCUCAGUGGCACCUGCAUGAGGAACACGGUUCCCUGCAGAAAACAGCUCAAAGCCCAAAACCAAACAGGAGAUUCAGGGAUCUAUAUCAAGCGCUGUUGCAAGGGCUUCUGCAUAGACAUCCUCAAAAAGAUCGCUAAAUCUGUGAAGUUCACCUACGACCUCUACCUAGUGACCAACGGGAAACACGGCAAGAAGAUCAAUGGCACGUGGAACGGCAUGGUGGGCGAGGUGGUGUUAAAGAACGCUCACAUGGCAGUGGGCUCUCUGACCAUCAAUGAGGAGAGGUCAGAGGUCAUUGACUUCUCCGUUCCCUUCAUAGAGACGGGCAUUAGUGUCAUGGUCUCACGUAGCAAUGGCACCGUGUCUCCUUCUGCAUUUCUAGAGCCGUUCAGUGCUGAUGUGUGGGUGAUGAUGUUUGUGAUGCUGCUGAUCGUAUCUGCCGUCGCUGUCUUUGUCUUCGAGUACUUCAGUCCGGUCGGCUAUAACCGAUGUCUGGCGGAUGGACGAGAGCCAGGUGGUCCCUCGUUCACAAUUGGAAAGGCCAUAUGGCUGCUCUGGGGUCUAGUCUUCAACAACUCUGUGCCUGUACAAAACCCCAAAGGCACCACCAGUAAGAUAAUGGUAUCAGUGUGGGCCUUCUUCGCUGUCAUCUUCCUGGCCAGUUACACUGCCAACCUGGCUGCCUUCAUGAUCCAAGAGGAGUAUGUUGACCAGGUGUCUGGCCUCAGCGAUAAGAAGUUCCAACGGCCAAAUGACUUUUCUCCGCCGUUCCGUUUUGGCACGGUUCCCAAUGGUAGCACGGAGAGGAACAUUAGGAACAACUACAAAGAGAUGCACAGCUACAUGACCAGCUUCCACCAGAAAAAUGUAGACGAGGCCCUCCAGAGCCUGAAAACUGGAAAAUUGGAUGCAUUUAUCUAUGACGCUGCUGUGUUGAACUAUAUGGCGGGCAGAGAUGAGGGCUGCAAGCUUGUGACAAUCGGUAGUGGUUACAUCUUCGCGACCACAGGCUACGGUAUCGCCAUCCAGAAAGAUGCGGGUUGGAAGAGACCUGUGGAUCUUGCCAUUCUGCAGCUGUUUGGAGAUGGUGAGAUGGAGGAGCUGGAGGCAUUAUGGUUGACUGGGAUUUGUCACAACGAGAAGAACGAGGUGAUGAGCAGCCAGCUGGAUGUCGACAACAUGGCCGGUGUCUUCUACAUGCUGGGGGCGGCUAUGGCGUUGUCACUCAUCACCUUCAUAGCUGAGCACCUGUUCUACUGGCAGCUACGCUUCUGCUUCAUGGGCGUGUGUUCGGGCAAGCCCGGCAUCACCUUCUCUAUUAGCAGGGGCAUCUACAGCUGCAUCCAUGGAGUUCAGAUCGAGGAGAACAAAUCAGGCCUCAACUCUCCGUCAGCCACGAUGAACAUGAACAUGAACAACACCCACUCCAAUAUUCUUCGCUUGCUGCGCACAGCCAAGAACAUGACCUCUGUGCCUGGGGUCAAUGGCUCCCCCCACAGUGCCCUGGACUAUGGUCACCGUGAGUCGACUGUCUAUGACAUCAGUGAGCAUCGACGCAGUCUGGCAGGCCACAGUGACUGUAAGCCCCCACCUCCAUAUCUGCCAGAAGAUAAUAUGUUCAGCGACUAUGUGAGUGAUGUGGAGAGGACUUUUGGGAACAUGCACCUGAAGGAUAGUAACCUGUACCAAGAUCAUUACCUGCACCACCAUGGGGGCACGGGAUCUGGACUGGCUCUGGGUAUGUCGGGUCCCUUGCCUAACCGUCCUCGUAGCUUAGGCAGUGCCAGCUCAUUGGAGGGAGGGAUGUAUGAUUGUGACAGUUUAGGUGGAGGGGUAGCGCCUAUUUUCACCACCCAGCCCCGCCAGUCACUGACGCACAGGAACAGGGAAAAGUUUGACUUGAUUGCAGGUCACCCCACUCAGUCAAGCUUCAAGUCUGGCCUGCCUGAUCUGUAUGGAAAGUUUUCCUUCAAAGGUGGGGCAUCCAGUUCAGGGUUUAUUGCGGGACAUGACAGGUACUGUGGGGGAGGAGGGGCGGGCUCGGGAGGGGAUGACGGAAAUAUCCGUUCUGAUGUGUCAGAUAUUUCCACUCACACCGUGACCUAUGGAAAUCUUGAGGGCAACGCUAAGCGACGCAAGCAGUACAGAGACAGCCUGAAAAAAAGGCCAGCAUCUGCCAAGUCACGCCGGGAGCAGGAUGAAAUUGAGCUGGGCUUCCGGAGGCGCACCCACCACACCAUCCACCACCACCACCACCAUCAUCCUGUUACACAAGGGCACCGUUCGGCUACCCCACCUGUGGAACGCAAGAGCCUGAGAGGGGGCAACACCUCAUACAUGUUCCGUGACAAAGAUAAUCUGAGGGACUUCUACAUUGACCAGUUCCGAUCCAAGCAAGGGGCAUCCCAAUGGGAGCACUUGGAUUUGAGUGACACUCCUGGAAUGGGUGGCGGAGGGGGUCUGGGUGGGGGCGGAUGUGGCGGCAUAGUCAGCGCUGGUGGUGGCGGGGGAGCGUGCACUAGUUUGGUUCCUGUGGACGAUUUCUUGAAAGGUAAAUCCAAGAAGACAGAGUGUAAGGGUGGAGUGGGAGGAUCUCCUGGGCAGCAGGGCCAUGCAUGCUGGGAAAAGAACAUUGGAGGGGUGGGGGGGUUGGCCGGAGGGGAUUGGGAAUGCCGUAACUGCCAUAGCGGAGGCAACAAGCCCGUUUGCAUGCAUGGGGGAGGAGGGGGUGUAGGGGGAUCAAGUGGAGGAGGUGGGAGUAGUGGACAAGCCUCCAGCCGGCCAAGCUCAGCUACUUGCAAGCGAUGUGAUUCAUGCAAGAAGCCAGGCAACUUAUAUGACAUCAGUGAGGACAACCACCUCCUCCUGGAUCAGAUAGGGGGCAAGUUUCCCCUGGAAGGUGGGAAGGGAGGUGGUGGAGGUGAAGGUGGAGGGGCCCAAACCCAGGUGCAGAGGCGUAAGUUUGGCCCAGGGGGCAGGGUGUUGCGUAGGCAGCAUUCCUAUGACACAUUUGUAGACCUGCAGAAAGAAGGGGCGGGUAGGAUGGGAGGCUCUGGAGGGUUUGGAGGAGCAUCUAUGCUUCCUCAACCCCGGAGCGUGAGUCUGAAAGACAAAGAUCGCUACAUGGAAGGUGCAAGCCCAUAUGCCCAAAUGUUUGAGCGGUAUAUGGGAGGGGAGCAGGAGACUACGUUUAUUAGUGGUGGGGACCGGGGGAAAGGAGGUGGCUCUUCGUUUAACUUAUUCCGUGGGGGUGAGGGUGGGUUGCACCGUCGCUCAGUAGGCGAGAGAGACAUGAGGGACAGGGAUAGAGGCAUGAUGGGAGGAGGUAUGGGAGGUACCCGAGGGGUUGGGACUUACUCCUUGUCUAAAUCUCUCUACCCAGAUAAGGUGAACCAGAACCCAUUCAUCCCAACCUUCGGCGAUGACCAGUGCCUAUUACAUGGCGCCAAAUCGUACUACAUCAAAAAGCAGCAGGCACAGCCGCAGCAGCAACAGACGCAACAGCAGCAACAGCUCCUCAACAACAACAACCGGGCAGACUUCCGCGGCUCCAUGGGGGUGACUUCUUAUUUGCCAGCCUCUGCCUCUGCCGGGGUUUUGUCCAACGUGGGACCCCGUUUUCCCAAGGAGCUGUGCCUGGGUGGGCCCCUCAGCAACCACCAUGGAGGGGCAGCAGGCAACAACAAGCUGCUGUCAGCAAGGGACGGGUUAGGGAUGGGGCAAGGACAGAGACCUUUCAAUGGCUCAAGUAAUGGACAUGUAUACGAGAAGCUCUCCAGCAUUGAAUCUGAUGUCUGAUGUUUAAGUUCAAGUGAGAGACAGAGGCAAAAAGAGAGAAACGAAAAGAGUGAAAUGAAAAUUCAAAAACAAGGAGGCAGCAGACUAAGGUAAUAACCAACAGAUCAUGUCCACGUUGUAAUUUCACUUUCAAAACCAAGAAAGCAAGCAAGAAGAACUGUGAUCUAUGCUUGACGUAUGCGGACGUAGCACUGUUGGAGCACUGUAAAUAGAGAGAAGGGACCUGCUGACAAGACUAAAGCUCAGACUAGAUAGUCACAACCUCAGUAUAUCCCUCGAUUUUAUCCUCUCUUCUUUUUAUUAUCCCUUCUAUUUUUCUGCUCCUUAUACCAAAACACAAUGUCUGAUUCAGCUUAGGUGCAGAUAUCUGGUACAAUCGUGAAGAGAAAUCAGUUAUUGUCUAGAAACAACAGGGUAAACCUUACAAUAAUUGUAUUGAUGAUGUUAACAAUAAUAUUAUUAGAUAUGAUUAUAAUGUUUAUGAUGUUCAGUUUGGGAUUGAUUUCUGUAUGUUAUAUGCCGUAAUAUCUUUGUAUCUCUGCCUACAACUCUUUGUUAGCAUACUACUUUGCAGAGAAUUCUUAUUUCAUCAUGGGGUUGUCAUUUGAUCCUAUAUGUCAACUGAUCUUGCAUUGUCUUACAUCACCAUGCCAUUUUGCCCUGAUCUGGAACUCCAGGACCGCCAGGGACAAUGCCAUGCUGGAAAAAAAUGUAGACAAACUUGUUUUCCUUUCAGCUUUAUUUACUAUUGAUUAUUCAUGUUUAUUUCAUUUAUCGAGUGCUGUAAUAUUAUAUGUAAAAGGCAUGAUUUGCAGUUGCAGUACUUCAGUUGUACUCGAGAUAUUGUGCUGAAAGACAAUUAUUAUGAUCUCUUUUUAUGGCUUUACAAUUUUUAUAAUGUUGCAUUAAUGUCAAUAGAGCGUUGGUUUAGUACACAGCACAUUACGUGCCUUAGCAGGAGUCCCAGAAUUCUAAUUAUACAGGUCAUGUUGCUAUGGCAACCUUCUGGUCACUGCACACAGAUUGGUCAUUCGAUGAAUAUCCAUGAUUCUGGAUCAUCACUUGCGAUAAAGAAUCGCAAUGUCCAAUUACGUGCAGAGACACAACACAAUCAUAAUUUGUAUGAUUGUGCAGCGUGGAUGUAAAUUCAGAAUUAUUGUUUCACAAAAUUAGUUUUGAACUGAAUUUGCACAGGUCCAUGUGAAACCUGUUCUGUAGAUUGCAUUAAUUAGUGCAUUUAUUAGACUUUAAUCUGACAAGAGAACUUCCUGGGAUGUCUUAUAUAUUUGAAUUGAGCUGCAGGGUGUUAAGUUCAAAUACUGGACAAAACAAACAUCAUAAUCAAUUAAUUAUUUUUUGCCACCAUCGGUUUUCAAUUCAUUUUCCCCCCUUUCUUUUUUGUGCACCCUAAGUCAAGAAUGAGAUGGGUGUUACAGGAUAUUACGAAAGAGCUUCGCCUUGGCAUCAGCUUGUAUUUUAUAAGUGUAAAUAUUCCUUUUUUUUUUCCACAGUGUACAGUGAGAAUACAGCAAAGAUGUAACUAGAAAUGUGUUUUACUAAAUUAGAUAUGAUAAAUUAGAAUAUUUGCACAAUUCAACCUGGCCAAAAAAUUGUGAAUUCAGAAAGCAUCGUAAUUCUAAUGAUACAAAUGUUAUUGAAUUCUUUAUAAUCAGCACAAGUUUUCUCAGACAGCACUAGCAGAGUAGUCUUUCUUGCUUAUAUAACCGUUAAAUAAUUGCUGUUCUGUUACCCGAUUUUUUUUUAUUUUUAAUUCAUUCAAUUCACAUAUGUUGCUGUGAAACGAACUAAUUAAAUUGACGUCUUCUUAAUCAUUUAGCACUAUUAAUCCAACCGCCCCCUCGGACAACCAGCAAUAGUCUCUACAUAGUCAUGAUUACUGCCUACAUAGAAAAUUUGUCUAGUGUUUUGGAUCGGACAAAUAUUACACUUUCUAACAAGCCAAUUAUUUAGCAAGAUUAACCAGUAAACUUAGUCAUUUAGUUGUAUAGUCACUAGUCUCUGCCAUAUUUACUUUUUUAUUCCCACCAAUGAACAUACACACUUUGCUGGUGGUCCCAGAAAUCCAAUUCUUUUCCCAUAUACCUAUAUCGCUCUAUAAGAGUUUUUGUGUGUGAAAUAUACAUUUUCUUUAAUCACGUUUUAUAACCAUACUAUCAGCCAAACAGAUCUCCAAUUCAAGCACAAUGUUUAUAUUAAUAAUUGCUGUGUAAAUAUCUAUUUUGUGGACUUUAUGAAAACGCCACUUUUAUCGCCACACUUGCUCAUUUUUUUGCUAAGUGUGUGAGAGUUUGUGAAACUGUGAGUACAUUGUGAGAUACAUGCAUGCAUCUUUCUUUCUAUUUUGCAUUCCAGCUUUUAGAUUAUGUAUAAUUCAAAGACCACGUUUAGUGUUUUUCUUUUUUCUUUGUGUGUGUGUACAGAAAUGUGUCCUUCUUUUGCUUAACUUGUACCAGUUAGUGGCACACAGAGUUCAGACUGAUAUAUAUAUAUAUAUAUAUAUAUAUAUAUAUAUAUAUAUAUAUAUAUAUAUAUAUAUAUAUAUAUAUAUAUAUAUAUAAUAGAAAUGAAUGGAAGUUUGACAGAAAGCAUUAUCAUGUCCUCAGCCCAAAAUUCUGAAUCAUGUUGGGUUCUAACUUGAGAACAAGUUUAUUUUCAUUCUUGUGUUCAUAGGGCUAAAAUCUUAACCUAUCAUUGCAAAAAAAAAAAAAAGAAAAAAAGAUAUUUGCAUGUUUGACCCUUGGCAAAAUGUGUUUUUCUUUUAAGCGUGGUCUCUUUUUUUCUUAUCGAAGGUGCACUUUUCCUCGAGUCAAGUGUGUUCCUCAAAUGACUGAUAUUUUGCAGGUUCGGUGUACAAUUAUGCAGUGUGGCCACUUCUUCUGUCACUCUUGAUGUUUUAUGUGGGAUGGAUUCGAUAGCACAGGACAGAGGAAAUCUGUGUGUGUGGGUGAAAGUGGAAAAGAGAACGUCUAUCAGAAAGGAAGUCACACAGGCUAACUCGUAAGCUAUGGGGUUAGCAGUCCUAUGGAACGUAAUGAAUAGGCUGUCAAAAUUCCUUAUUUUAGUGCGAAAUUGAGCUGGCAAGAAAUAGGGUUCGCCUUUGCUCUUCCUCAGAAACAGCUGCAGUUCUUCCUGUAACGUAGCCUAUAGUUUGGACUCGCACCAAUUCACUGGAGGCUCUGUGAUAGCAGAGUUGCUCGCUGCAUGUAGGUGGAGAUCAUGAGAGACAAUGGCAGGAGUGUACACAUGAGAGAGCGAAAGAUAGUAGCCUACAUUUCAUUUUUUUUGCACUCUGUUAUCAUUUUCACUCAUGUAUAGGAUUCUUGGGAGUUGGCUGUUGCACAAAGAGAGUGCAACGUUGUUAUUGAGCGUAGGCUUAUCAGUUCUUGUUUUCCAUUCGCUCCUGAAAUCCCUCCUCUGCUAUUGUAUGUCACAGGUAUUUGUAGAAUACAUGAGCCUGAAAUCAUGCUUGAUUACCUCUGUGUGUGGGUAUGUGUGAGACGCACUGCACAUGCGUUGAAGAUCUGCUGUAAAUAACUAAGACCCCUUUUCCAUAAAUUUUUUAAUAUAUGGAAGAUACAGAUAAUAAGAUGGGGUAAUUUGGCGUACACUUUUGUUCAGAAGGUUUUCUAACCACCAUAGAAGUAUAGCAACAUCAUGUGACCAAGGGUAGACCCGAUAUUGGAAGGAUUAAAACGUACGCCUUUGUUGUCUUUCAUAUAAAUUGAUAUUUCUAAUUCUCUUUUUUCCUUGGUUUUUCGACAGUUCUUUUAAAUGUUACUGACAAACGACUAAAAUGUACAGAUUGUGUAAAUAUGACCAAAUGGUUUCUCUUAAUCCAUUUUUUUGUAUAGAGAGAGAUUACCUGUGUUUAAGAUUACAAUAAUAAUUUAACGGGAAAUUUCACAAUACUUAAGCUAUUGAGAAUACAGACACAGUAUGUGUGAAAUAUAAGUGCUAAGAUAUAUUCUUCUGUCUCUUUGUACAAAACAGUGUUGACAAUAAAUAAAAGGGAGAAAUCCCACGUUUG
Hemibagrus wyckioides is the source of this 11853-nucleotide messenger RNA. RefSeq names its product glutamate receptor, ionotropic, N-methyl D-aspartate 2B, genome duplicate b (gene grin2bb). Gene Ontology annotation, molecular function: transmitter-gated monoatomic ion channel activity involved in regulation of postsynaptic membrane potential; NMDA glutamate receptor activity. Gene Ontology annotation, biological process: monoatomic ion transport; long-term synaptic potentiation; synaptic transmission, glutamatergic. The transcript has 16 exons. The coding region runs from base 2523 to 7805 and encodes 1760 amino acids. NCBI's taxonomy places the organism in Eukaryota, Metazoa, Chordata, Actinopteri, Siluriformes, Bagridae. The record is from RefSeq and is a predicted model, not a curated record. Gene Ontology annotation, cellular component: plasma membrane; postsynaptic membrane; NMDA selective glutamate receptor complex.